Molecule: messenger RNA, 231 nt
Organism: Protopolystoma xenopodis
Lineage: Eukaryota; Metazoa; Platyhelminthes; Monogenea; Polystomatidea; Polystomatidae
Source: the annotation of a GenBank genome assembly
AUGCCUGAUCGUGUGACAGUAAUAUUUAGCACUGUCUUUAAGGACCCUGACGAUGUCAUCAUAGGAAAAGUCUUCAUGCAGGAAUUCACGGAAGUUCGACGUCGAUUCGACCGAGCCCCACAAGUUCUCUACUCUCAUCGAGUUCCCCCCGCCGAACUUCAGGGUACGGAGGCUGCUGUUGGCGAUAAUGUGGCCUAUAUUACUUUCGGUAGUUUAUCUGUACUAUUCUGA